Molecule: messenger RNA, 945 nt
Organism: Myotis myotis
Lineage: Eukaryota; Metazoa; Chordata; Mammalia; Chiroptera; Vespertilionidae
Product: olfactory receptor 1002-like
Exons: 1
Coding region: 1-945 (314 amino acids)
Biological process (GO): G protein-coupled receptor signaling pathway; sensory perception of smell
Cellular component (GO): membrane
Molecular function (GO): odorant binding; G protein-coupled receptor activity; olfactory receptor activity
Source: RefSeq, a predicted model, not a curated record
AUGGAUGACGGAAAUCAAACUUUGGUGAUCGAGUUUUUUUUCAUGGGCUUAACGAAUCAUUUCCAGCACCAGGUUGUACUCUUUGUGAUAUUUCUCUUGGUUUAUCUUGUCACUUUUCUGGGAAACUUGGGGAUGAUCACCCUCAUUUGGAUAGAUUCCCGACUCCACACCCCUAUGUACUUUUUUCUUAGCCACUUAUCCUUUGUGGAUGUGUGUUCCUCUUCUGUCAUAAGUCCCAAAAUGUUGACUGACAUCUUUGCCGAGACAAAAGUAAUCUCUUUCUUUGGUUGUGCAGCCCAGUUAUGGUUUUUUUGUCAGUUUGUAGUGACUGAGUGUUUCCUCCUGGCUUCCAUGGCAUAUGAUCGAUAUAUAGCUAUUUGUAAACCCUUGUUGUAUACACUCUUUAUGUCCCAGCAGGUUUGUGUGCAGCUGGUGGUAGGGCCAUAUACCAUAGGUCUUAUAAGUGCCAUGACCCAUACGACAUUUGCCUUUCGCCUACCUUAUUGUGGUCCAAAAAUCAUCAAUCACUUUUUCUGUGAUCUCCUCCCAGUUCUUUCUCUGGCAUGUGCAGAUACCCAGGUCAAUAAAUUUUUGCUUUUCAUCUUGGCUGGAGCCCUAGGAGUACUCAGUGGCUUGAUCAUCUUGGUCUCCUACAUUUACAUCAUCUUCACUAUCCUGAAGAUCCGCUCUGCUGAUGGGAGGUACAAAGCCUUCUCCACCUGCUCUUCUCACCUGACAGCUGUCUCUAUCCUUUAUGGGACACUCUUCUUUAUCUAUGUAUGUCCGAGCUCUGGCUUAUCCCUGAACAUCAAUAAAGUAGUGUCUGUGUUUUAUACAGCUAUGAUUCCCAUGUUAAAUCCACUUAUCUACAGCCUGAGAAACAAGGAAGUCAAGGAUUCAUUAAGAAAGAUGUUUGAAAGGAAGAAAUUCCUGAUGAGCAGAUAA